Messenger RNA from Pseudogymnoascus destructans, 1512 nucleotides. It is a transcript of the gene CUE5, whose product is annotated as ubiquitin-binding protein cue5. The record is from RefSeq and is a predicted model, not a curated record. Gene Ontology annotation, biological process: ubiquitin-dependent protein catabolic process. Lineage: Eukaryota; Fungi; Ascomycota; Leotiomycetes; Thelebolales; Thelebolaceae. The transcript is spliced from 4 exons. Gene Ontology annotation, molecular function: ubiquitin conjugating enzyme binding; ubiquitin binding. Gene Ontology annotation, cellular component: cytoplasm. Bases 241 to 1512 code for a protein of 423 amino acids.
UUAAGGCCAAAAUGUCAGCCUUAUGCCAAGCGUCGCAUGUGGCGUGGAUUAGCCCCUCGGUGGCUAGGGCGUCGUCACCCGAAGCGGUACAAGACGUUGAAGUCGUGAGGCGCAAGCAAUCGUCUUUUUACAGCACUUACGACGACUAUAGAUCCUCUGCGAUUUACGUACGCGUACUUAGGCACCAAGCUUGAUAUAAAAUCAUCUUUGCCAUCUUCCCCCAACCCCUUUCCGACAAUCAUGUCCUCUCCUAAGAGAACCGAAUCCCCACCACCGACGAAGACCAGCUCCGGCGCCGAAUCCCCAACAACCGCACGACCACUGGAAAUGGACGACGACGAUGUUCAAGAAACGCCCGUGGCGAGCGGUGAGCAGACCACAGCUCCCGGCGGCCAGCCAGCCGCAGGCACAGAAACCGAACAGGCACCCGCGAAGCCCCCAAGGCCGCUCAGCGCGCAACAACAGGCGGAGAAUACCCUGAAGGAGGCGUUCCCUGGAGUCGAGGCUGCGGUUAUCAAGGCCGUCUUGAUUGCUAGCGGCGGCAAAAUCGAGCCUGCAUUCAACGCUCUCCUCGGCAUGACCGAUCCAGAGGCAGCUGCUGAGGCGGCUACUAUCGCUGAGCAAGCGGCACCUCCUCAGCCACCUAGGCCUGUUCGCGCUGGACCUGAGUUGACGCAGUUGGAGGCGGAUGAGCUCUACGCGCGGCAACUGGCUGAGCACUUCGAUUCAUCCCAGGACCGCAACCGCAACAGGGGAGGCCCCCAACGCGGACCGAACCAGCGCUCGGGUUCGUACCACGAGGAGGACGAGUACAGCUUCAUCGACGACGACCUCCCAGUGAUCAAGGAGAACCUACGCAAAGGCUUCAUCGAGACACAGAGCAAAGUGAACGGGUGGUUCACCAACCUCAAGAAGCGCAUCGACGGGGACGACCUCAGCGACAUCCACGCAGAGCAGCAGCGCCAGGAACAGGGCUACAACCAGGGCUACCAGAACCAGCAAUACAAUUAUCGUCGCUACGAUGCGGAUCCUCAGGUCCUCAGCGAUGACUUCACGGGCAUACAGUUGAACGAUGAUACUAGCAACGCGCGCCGCUCCACCCGCCCCUUAGCCAACCACGACCUCUUCAAGCCCACGCCCGCGACGCCGAGGUCGAAUGAUGGGAGUCGCAAGGUGUCGUUCCAGAACAGGCCGCCGGAGGAGAUCGAUGUGUAUGGGGGACCGCCGCGCGCGGCGAAGGAUGCGACGACGCCGGCUUCGGGGAAGCAGAGUAAGUGGCAGCCGCUGAGCUCUGUGGAUCCGAAUCCGGUUGGGGAGGGUGACAAUGACCCGUUUAGUUUGGGGGAUAGUGAGGAUGAGAAGGAGGAUGAGGAGGUUAAGGCUGCGGGGAAGGAGGGGAAGGGUGAGGCGAAGAAGGUUGGAGGUGCUGCGGAGGGAGGUGGGGCUGCGGUUAAGUCGGAUACUGCUGAGGGUGUGAAGGAUGAGAAGAAGGAUGGGGCAAAGGAUGCUUGA